This is a messenger RNA of Didymodactylos carnosus, 2319 nucleotides long. Lineage: Eukaryota; Metazoa; Rotifera; Eurotatoria; Philodinida; Philodinidae. The record is from the annotation of a GenBank genome assembly.
UAUACCAUCGUUUGUUCGAAUGUCUAUUACAUUCCUGAUGAUGCCAACUGAAAGCUGGCGAAAGCUCGAAUAAAGUAUUUUCAAGACUGAAAGUCAUGUUAUUCAUAGCAGUUCUAUAUUCGAUUUAUAAAUAAAGAAAUAGAGCUGUUAAAUUAGUUCAAUUGUUAAAAGUUGCAGCAUAUUAUUUAAAGGAAGAUUUAUUUAUUAAAAUAACAGAAUAAAUUCACCUAUAAAAAACAUGAAACAAAAAAGUUAUAAAUCAUAUUUUAUUUGAAAGAAGAACGUUAUAUUGUCGUUUUUUCUCUUGAUAUUUACAUUAUAGUUUAAAGAAGAUAAUAAAAUCUUAAAAAUGUUCAUUUGGGAGAAGUGUUUUGCACUUGAGAUUAUCGGAUUUUCUAAGUAAAUUGCUCAAAGAAAAAGAUUAUCAGGCUGAUAUUAUCUAAAAAGAAAAGAAAAAGUUUUAGAAAUCAUCAUGAAUAUUGUUUCUUUCAAAAUUUAUUUAUCUUAGAAGAAAUAUUAAUUAUUGGAAACUAUCAAGAUCAAAUUAAAUUUAAUGAAUUAACAUUAGAUAUGUUUCGUCUUCUACACGAUGUUGAAGGAGAACCGACAGAAUCUGAUUCUGAUGAAGGAAGUUUACAAUCACUAGCUCCAUCUACAUGCCAUCGAGAUUUAUAUUUGUGCGACGAUCGAGGAGAUCGUGAUCUAUUAAAUCGUUAUUAUCCUCAUAAAUCAGAUGGUUAUGAUACAUAUUCAAAAGUGAAAGUUGAACAAUCAUAUGAUUUUGGUGGUUGUAAGACAAAUGGUAGACAAGAAGAUAGCCUCGAAAAUAAUAGUCAUAUUAUCCCAUCAACAUUAUCUACAACAAUGUCAGUACAAUCUACAAGUGAUAAAAGGUCUGUUCAAGCAAUGAAAGAAGUUCAUGGCGGUCACCCAAUAAAACGUGAGAGAGAUAUGGAGGGAAGAGAGUUAGAUCCAAUAAGAUUCAAAGCAUAUCCAAAUGAAAUAUUAGAUUGUUAUGCAUCUGAUAAUGGUGUCACCACAGAGACUAAAAUCGCUGACAAGCUUGAUCGUAUUAUCGACAAUACGGGUCAAAUACUAACUAGGCUAGAUGUUGUACUUCGUCAAAUGUAUGAAUUAAGUGAAUACACUUAUGGUCCUUGCAUACAAUAUAUGAUUACUGUAUUCAAAGCAUUUGGCGUUGCAGCUAGUUUUAUUGUUCCACAGUUAGCAGAUGUCCAACAAAUACCAAUACCAGAUAUACUCAAAGAUGGAAACUUUUGGAAAGAUUUUGCCACUAAAAUGGACGGGAUAAAUGAAGCCGUCAGUCAGAUUAUGAUUAAGACAACUGAUUUGACAAUGCAUCAAGAAUGUUAUCAAGCCUAUGAAGGUGCUGAUUUACGUCAACCAGAAAAACACUUGAAAAGAACAGAUGAUUGUCGAACGUUGGGAAACUUAUAUCGAACAACAACAGAUGAGGGACAUGUGAGAUGGCCACAAUUUGGUUUUUUGUUUGAUAUUGAUGGUGUGUUAACAAGAGGCCGAAAAUUGCUACCCUAUACACGUGAAGCCUUUCGAAAAUUGGUAGAUUUUAGUGGAAAUUUUCGAAUACCAACGGUGUUUGUUACGAAUGCGGGAAAUGAAUUACGAUCAUCAAAAGCAACAAAAUUAUCUCAUAUAUUGGGAAUACAGAUAUUACCUGAGCAGGUCAUCAUGUCACAUAGUCCAUUAAAGUUGUAUACAGAAUUUCACAAGAAACAUUGUCUUAUUACUGGACAGGGUCCCAUUGCUGAAAUAGCAAAAAAUCUUGGAUUUACAAAAGUAACAACAACCGAUCAGUUAUGUGAUGCAUUUCCAAAUUUGGAUAUGGUUGAUCAUAAGAAACGAAGAGGAUUUGUUCGAUGGGAAACAAAUUUACAAUUAGUUGUUGAUGUACUAAUGACUAAUGGGAAUCCCAGUUCACCAAUUACUCGGGUGCCUAGUCCACAUCUGCCUGUUUUAGCAUCAAAUGCCGAUUUACUAUGGAUGGCUGAAGCACCUUUACCAAGAUUCGGUCAUGGAUCUUACAUGUUUUGUUUAGAAAAUGUGUACAAGAAAAUUUCUGGUCAUCCAUUACAGUACACGGCUAUUGUUGGUAAACCCAGUGAAAUCACUUAUUAUCAUGCUGAAUACUGCGUUUCAAGACAUGCACAAGAGUUAGGAAUUAGAAAACCAAUCAAACGUUUAUAUGCUGUUGGAGGUAAAAUUGAAUAUUUUCAUCGUUUCAUUCUUUCAAUUUAUUUUUUUUUCUGUUUUAGAUAAUCCCGAUACUGAUAUCUAUGG